Messenger RNA from Epinephelus lanceolatus (giant grouper), 4679 nucleotides. It is a transcript of the gene klf15, whose product is annotated as Kruppel like factor 15. The record is from RefSeq and is a predicted model, not a curated record. Gene Ontology annotation, biological process: regulation of transcription by RNA polymerase II. NCBI's taxonomy places the organism in Eukaryota, Metazoa, Chordata, Actinopteri, Perciformes, Serranidae. Gene Ontology annotation, molecular function: RNA polymerase II cis-regulatory region sequence-specific DNA binding; DNA-binding transcription factor activity, RNA polymerase II-specific.
GUCAUGUGACGGUCAUAUAGUACAACUCAGUCGGCGCACAGUCCAGUCUGAACGGUGCUGCUGCACUGCAUGGCGAGUCUCAAGGGCAAAACCUGCUCUGGCAACACACUGCCACGUCGGAUGCUACAGAUAAAAACAAUCCUCCUUGCGCCUUUUGAUUUGGGAUUAUAUUUGCUUUGAUUGAACAAGACAAAGUCAAUCUUGGCUGGAGACCUUGGAUUGUAGGACUGUUUCUCCCCCACUUUUUCCACCCCGAGGGAGUACACCAGGUGUUUCACUAUCUCACUGCAGUGGGAAGUGUGGCCUUGGUGACCUGGGUUUGUUUGGCCCAGCAUUCCCAGUAGCACAAGGACUAAUUAUCUCACAAAUCCUCCUAAAUACAGACUCCGAGUCCAACAGGAGACAGCCAUUUGGCACUAUCCAGGGAUGGUAGAUAACUCCCCAGUAAGCGAGGGGACUUGUCUUCCUUACAGUGGCUCUCCACAGGCCUACCAGCUGUCUGACAUGGUGACAGACCUGAGCUCCUACCAGGUGAUGCCGUCGCCUUUUUCUGAGGACGACCUGAGCGAGUCAUCCAGCCCUCGGUCCUGUUCCAGCCCGGACUCCCAGGUGCUCAGCUCCAGUUACGGCAGCAACUCUAGUGCUGAGAGCCAGGACAGCAUCCUGGAUCAUUUGCUGUCCAAGGCCUCCUUAGGUGGUGCCAACAGUGUGCUGGCAGGCUCUGUGGCACCUAUACCCUUAUCCACUUUUUUCUGGGAAUCACGGAGAGAUGAGCCCUCAAAACGCGAGACUGUAAAGGAGGAAAAUUUUGACUUCCUAACAUGGUCCAAUGUGGAGACAGAGGAACAACUUGGAGGGUCUUUUCAGCCUACACUGGAAGAGAUUGAGGAAUUUCUGGAGGAGAAUAUGGACGUGGUAACGAUGAAGCAGGAGAUCAGAGAGGGUUGUGCGGAGAUGGGAGUGGGAUUGGAGGAAGCUCUUGGUCUAGAAGUUGGUUUGGAGUGGUGCAGGGACACCUCCCCUGAGCCUAAGCUGGAGCCAGAGGCAAAGUAUUCAGACCAAACCGUCCCCACUGCUAGCACUGCUGGCCUGGCCACUGCUGCCUCCAGUGAGACCAAAACUACAUCAGUUAACCCCGCACAUGAAUCCAGCACAGAGGCCAAGAAGGCAUCAGCCAACAAACCCUCACCAGCAGACAGUAGCACAAACAGCAGUGGAAUGCCGGUUAUCCUACAGAUUCAGCCCCUUCACAUCAAGCAGGAGCCAACAGUAGCACCUCUCACCUCGGUAGCCCAGCCCCUGCCGCCUCCCUCAGCCUCAGACAUCAAAAUUGCACAGCUACUGGUCAACAUCCAAGGCCAGACCUUUGCCCUGGUGCCCCACAUCCUGCCCUCCCCCAGCCUUAAUAUCUCCUCCAAGUUUGUACGCAUUGCUCCUGUCCCCAUUGCAGCCAAGCCUCACGGGCUUGGGGAUAACUCAGCCAGCCAGGGAUCAGGGAUUCUUGUUGGAGGUCAAAAGUUCCAGAAGAACCCAGUGGCGGAUCUUAUCAAAAUGCACAAAUGCACUUUUCCUGGCUGCACCAAGAUGUACACCAAGAGCAGCCAUCUGAAGGCCCACCUGAGGAGGCACACGGGGGAAAAGCCUUUCGCCUGCAAUUGGCAGGGCUGUGGAUGGAGGUUUUCCCGGUCAGACGAGCUGUCUCGACACCGGCGUUCCCACUCAGGUGUCAAGCCCUACCAGUGUCCAGUCUGUGAGAAAAAGUUCGCCCGCAGUGACCACCUGUCAAAACACAUCAAAGUCCAUCGUUUUCCACGAAACAGCCGGACAGUUCGCUCAGCAAACUGACGCCCCCAUUCAGAUCACUGGCAAUGCUGGGAUCACAUAGCAGACAUAGGUUGCAGGAGCAUGGGGUGCGAACGUGAACGUACAGGUGUGUGCCCAAAUGUUUGCACCAUUGUACAGUCAGUUUGAAUAUGUGAGCAGAAGCAUGCCUUGCUUUUUGUUUCAGCUGUCUGUGAUUGUUCUAAUUUAUUGUAAAAAAGUAAACCAACAAAGUGACCAUCCUGUCUGUCAUCAGCUAAAGGUUGUUGUUGCUGUUGGUGCUUUGGUAUGUUGUACUCCUUAUGUUUGUUCUGUCCUUAUCACCUGCCUCAGCAGAAGAUAAGAUAAGAUUAUUUUCAUUCAGCCUGGAUUAUGUGAUAGCUUUGCUAAUAGUCUUGCGUAUCCAUUCUACCCGGAUCAAAACAAUUGCCUUUUAUCUUCUUGAAAUCUGCCAAUGUCUCGGACAUUCCUCAUCUUAUGCAAUGUUUGGGAAGCCAGAGGAAGUUCAUUUGGAUUCUCAUUAGCUACUACUGGAGUAGUUACUCUGCGCGGGUCCACAGAGGUUUCUCCUGUGAGGUUUUUCUGAUAGCUUUGUCCUAGUUUUUGCUGCCUUGCUGUUCAUUGACAGUAUGGUUGAAGAAUACCUUUAUUAUUCAACUUGGGGUUGAUGCACAGAGAGAGACUGGAGAAAUUUCACGGUAAACUACCAGGGCUCCUCUUAUAUUUAACAGCAACUUUAUAAACCUGCUGGGUCCUGAGGAUAGGAACAGCAGAGCAACACAAGAAGUGACAGUAACAAAUGUGAAAUGCAACUAAAAGGUGAAGCGCACAGUCAUUGUUCAGUUGGCCUUGAUCAGUGUUACAUGAUCUGUUUUAUGAAGCUAAUUCAUGUGUAUCUACUUGCUGACCUUCUAUUUGGAUUGCUUUUCUGGCCUUACCGUACCACAAAAUCCUUAGUGGAGAGCCAAGUGGUUUGGAAGGUUAGGCCUUACAGUGAUCCAUAUUUUAGUGGGGUGUGAAAGUGACAGUUUGGAUUUUUUGAAGUGGGGUUGUAUGGGGUACUUAUCCAUAGUGUAUGACAUACAGUAGAUGUCAGUCAAUGUACUGCUGUGGAGAGGUCAGCAACAAAAUGUAUUUUAGCCACCAAAAAAAAAAUCCCACCUAAAAAUCAAUAUCAGAUUAAAUGUAUGCUAUAUUAUUUUUUUUUGGCAUUAUCUGAUAUGCUGAUGUGCAGUGACUGAUAAUCAAUACCAAUAUCGAUACAUCCACUUUUUUUCCCCCAUCUAAUUUUAGUGACCUUAAAUGUAGUGGAAUUCACAUCAUAUUAUGCAUGCAUACUCUCCUGAUGAUGAAUCCAUUCGGAUGACCCACCAGCAGAUGGAGACAUGAAAUAGAAUGCUUUUCAAUGUAUGUUAUAUUGAUUCACUGUGCAAAAUGAGAAAAUGCAUGUUGGCUGAUGCUGAUAGGUCAUUUAAAAGCUGAUAUGGGCUGAUACCGAUGACAUGCCGAUACUAACAUGCAUCCCUGAUUGAGAGUAUUUUCACAAAUUUACCUUGAUGUCAGACAGUGAUUUCCAACAGGGAAAUUAAGCCGUUUUGUUGCUCUCUUCAAAGCCAGACUCCAUUGAGGAAAACAGUGAUUUAAUAUCACUGAACACAGGAGCUGCUGGUUUUCCCUUGCCUCGAACUGGUACUUAGUUUGUGUUAUUGUGUGACUUCAGUGUUUAAAGAGGUUCCAAUUCACCAAAGUCACACAAUAACUCAAACAAACUAACUGAUCGACCAGCAGCUCCUGAGUUCAGCUGCUAAAAUGACUGUUUUUCUCAGUGGAGUCUGGUGGCUAUGAUGAGAGCUUAGAUGUGAAACUGAAGCCAUAAACAGCUUUCCCAUUGGAACUGGCUGUCUGAUGGGAAGGUAAAGCAGUGAAAAUACUCAUCGUGUCUGUAAGGUGGGACUUUUUUUAGGAGGUUAAAAUGCGUUUUUUUGCCCGCCCCACAGUACAUUGCUUAGUUUCCGUUGCAGUACUACUGCCUGCUUCUCAAAACUGAGGCCAUGCCAACAGACAUCUAAUGUAGAUAAUAUACUGAUUAUGGAUAAGUACUCCAUACAACCCUGCUUCAAAAAAAUACAAACUAUCCCUUUCAGUGACGGUUAAGGAGGUGUCAUAAUAUGGCCCAUGUCAGUCAGUUCAUACCCACGGAACUGAAUGUCUCAGUCUGCUAUUACUAUUUGAACAAUUAUUUUGCUGACGACUUGACACAAACUCUGCCUCAGCUCUGCUUUAUCUGUUACUGAAGACACCCUGACAGCCUUUGACCUCAGCCGGCAGUAACGUUAUUUUGAGGUGACAUCAGCGGACACACUACACACCAUGGUGCUGAACUACCAGGACAAUGAGCUUCUGGGAAAUGUAGUCACAACAUCCCUUUUGAGGCCAUGAUACACUUUGUUAUUGCUCUCAAACAUUGUCUGCUGUGUGUAUCAUGCCCCGCUGUGAAUAUGUAGGGGCGUGAUGAUGCCAUCCAUGCCUAAUUCAUGUAUGUAAACAGACAACAAGCAGGGGUACACAACAUUGUACAUCAUUCCUUUCAUUCAAUUUUUGAAUUUUUAAUGCUUGUGUGAACACAGGUGUUUUAUUGCAUCCUAUGAAUGUAUGUAAAUAUGCAGGAGUGUACAUUGCUGCAUCCAGGAAACACACAGAGACUAUUCUGAUACCAUAUCUUAAAACAAAUCAGUGGUUGUGAAGAUUUCUCGUGUAAACCCUAAAUGUGUACAUAACGUAACGUUUCAGUACAUAUGAAUAUAUUAUAUUUUUUCUUUAUUCUAUCCAAGAUGCAUUUACAAAUAAAACUGAAAAGA